CUGUAAACCAGCAUUCGAAAUGCCUUGGGCCUGCGGCGCACAGACGUACGAGAAGAGGCACGCGAUGCGCCUUCUGUGGAGGCAUCGAUGUCGUCUCGGCUUGCUGGAUGCAUGAGGCGCGACGGGAGUCUCGCUCGGUGUCUUCGCUUGCCACAGUGGUGCCUACAGCUUCCCGGGGCCCAAACGUGACUCUUCUUCCCGUACAAGGCGCGGCAGGCUUCUCGCCCCCGUACUUUCGCUUGUCAAUGCAGCCAGCAGCAUGACCCCUCUUCCAUACCGCUGGCACCGAAUAGCAGUCGUCGUCCCAGGGAGGGUGCUGCCGCUUUCCAUACUCAUUUCUGCCAUGGAAUCAGUAGUGCCGUCUGUCGUCUGAAAGACCCUCGAACGUUGCCCGCAAGGGGGGCCAUCGAUGUCACCUGGAAGGAUUCCCUGCACCGGGGGCUGCGAACUGCCAGGCGGAAGUCAAAGGCUCGAUGUCAAGUGACUUUGGGGGUGCAGUGCAUGCCUGCCCAAAUCUGCACCCGGGCGCGGACCACAAGAUAAGAGCUGACUGGCGAAAAGCGCACCCUUUUCGCCCACACAAGGGAGCUUGCAAGCCACCACCGCCUCCCCGCCAUGACCAACAGCUUUGCCCCCACAGACCCAAGUAAGGACAAGAAGUCCCCGACCGUCGACCCGACCAAGAUCGCGCGCGUCGAGAUCUUCCCGCCCAUAGGGAUCGCGCGCGUCGGCGACUCGGGUGUGAGGCCCGACGGCAGCUCCGACGGCGAGAUCGAGUACUACUACGCCCCUGAGGUCCCUGGCAUCACCGACCCGCCCGCUGACAUGUUCCGCGACAAGAAGCAGCGCAUCAGGCGCCAGGCAAGUAGUGCCCGUCCUCACCGCCUGUUCCGCGUGUACGCGUACGAUGCCGGCGGCGCGGUGCUCGGCGAGAUCAACAACGAGCAGAACUACACGCUGUCCUGGACCGUGCACGUCGCGAACAAGAAGGCGGCGUACUACGAGUUCAGCGGUGAGCACACACACGACAGACUGUACCGCGAGCGCAAGAAGACGCUGCGGAACCCCGACACGGACCCCGUCGGCGGCACACUGAGCGGCGACCCGUUCGACAAGUCGCUCGAGGGCCGCGCGCGCCUGAUCAUCGACCCCGGCGCGAAGCCGCUGACGCGCGGGAGCGAGACCGAGCCCGUGGUGCUCGCGGGGCGCUUCGACGGCUCGAACCCGGCCGGCAGCGGCGUCCCGGUCACGCUCGGCGAGCUGCGCACGGACGCGCAGGGCCGGCUCGUGUUCCUCGGCGGGACGGGCCUCGCGCGCUCGGUGCAGAAGACGAACGAGUUCUACCAGCCCGAGAUCAUCUCCGAGUUCGACAGCAUCGACUGGAUCGACGACAUCUGCGACGGCUGGGUCGCCGUGAGCGUUGCGCACCCUGACAGCCCCGACCUGAGCAAGUUGACGCCCCUCAAGGCGACCGUGUGCAGCGCCCCGCCCAAGUUUGCCUGGGGCAUCGAGUCGCCGACGUCGCUCUACGACAUCCUGGAGAACUUUUACAAGAAGAAACAGUCUUACGAAGAUCACUCUGGCACCGACUUCUACAAGGACAUUUGGCCUGUCCUUGCGGGGACUUAUGGCCUGUCCUGGGUGAACGAGAAAGCCUUCCAGGGCCACGGUCCUGGAGGCUUUGGCGAUUUCCUGCCACUUGAGCAAACGCUUUCAUCUUCGGGGUCUGACAGCAAGCCUCUCCGAGAACACGUCUUCGAAAGACUUCGCGAGCCUGACUUCCGUAACAAAGAUCAGGCCCACGUCCAGCUCAUGCCCCGUCUGUCGGGAGACAACGGCGACGCAUUGGAGCCAGGCACCGUGCCCAGCACCGUCACCGGCGAACCGAUCACGCGUUUCGCAGCGCUCACCGAGCUGCAGUACGACCGGUUCCAGAGGUGGAAAGACGGCAACUUCACGGUGGGCACGAAGCUGGGCACGAUCAAGGUGAUCGAGGACUACCCCAUCGCGGACCAGCCCGUGAUGCUCGCGCGCGCGGCGCUCGAGCAGACGAUCGGCGACCCGCUCUACCCCGGCAUCGAGACGUUCUGGAUCGCGAAGCUCGACCCGACAUGGAAAGUUGACCCCCAGAACGUACGCCCGCCGUUCCGCGUCGAUUACGACAGGUGCCUGCCAGGCUUCCUCAGCCGCGGACUCGCUCUGCCGUGGCAGAGCGACUUUGACCUGUGCAACACUCACUGGUGGCCGUCUGCGCGCCCCGAUAACGUGCUCAGCAUCGACACUAACGUGCAGCAGAUAAUCGACGGUAAAACCACCAAUCCAAAGGGCGUGUCUGCCCUGAUGGGAGCACAGCCGCGCUCCAGGUGGACCGAAGGCCUGCGUGAUACCCCCGAAGACACCACCACGUCCUUCUUCCCUGGCAGCACAGACAUGAUCCACAAGUGGAAAGACCUUGGCUUUGUGGCGAAGCUUUCGCUCGCGAGUGCGGUGACGCCUGUCUGGGUCGAGGUGGAGCGUAAUCUGCCGCGCGGGUUCCUCCCUUCCAGGAAUGAAUAGACGGCCAUCAACAGUGCAUGCUGCCCGGUCAGGAUGACUCUGUAUCAUAGCUGUACACUACCUCAUGGACUGAAACUGUUCUUUUCCCUGGAGGGUUCAAGUUAAUGAAUGCCAAUUAACACGUCC
Phanerochaete carnosa HHB-10118-sp is the source of this 2682-nucleotide messenger RNA. RefSeq lists its product as uncharacterized. The record is from RefSeq and is a predicted model, not a curated record. The coding region runs from base 616 to 2556 and encodes 646 amino acids. The transcript is spliced from 9 exons. NCBI's taxonomy places the organism in Eukaryota, Fungi, Basidiomycota, Agaricomycetes, Polyporales, Phanerochaetaceae.